Ruditapes philippinarum (Manila clam) is the source of this 426-nucleotide messenger RNA. Its product is annotated as ubiquinol-cytochrome-c reductase complex assembly factor 2-like. The transcript has a single exon. NCBI's taxonomy places the organism in Eukaryota, Metazoa, Mollusca, Bivalvia, Venerida, Veneridae. Bases 1 to 426 code for a protein of 141 amino acids. Gene Ontology annotation, cellular component: mitochondrial matrix. The record is from RefSeq and is a predicted model, not a curated record. Gene Ontology annotation, biological process: mitochondrial respiratory chain complex III assembly.
AUGUCAGCUGCCAGAUAUAAACGUGCAUUACGUAUACUUGAACAAUGGCCAAAUGACCCAAGUAAAGGAGAUAGACGUGAUAUUGGGUUAUUAUUGAGAAAAAGGAUUGGAGAUAAUUUUAAGAAAGCUGAUCAGUCAGAAAUAUCAAACCCUGAAAAAUGUGAUGAAAUGUUGACAAGUUUAGAAAAUUUGUGUUCUAAUAAAUAUAGCCAGAAGUAUCCCGUGUAUCCGGAGUUAACUGUCGGCUCUCUCAUUUUAAAUUCUGAAGAAUGCAAGUUGUUUGUCUCAGAAGCUUGUCAAAAAGAAAUGCUGAAGCAAAAUACAUUCUUUGAGAGGAAAUACGUACGAUUUUUUGGCAUUAACAAACCUGCGGAAAAUAUUAUUGACAAAAACAUGACAACUGAAAGUGCUGGAGGAAAAAAGUGA